Molecule: messenger RNA, 2228 nt
Organism: Carassius auratus (goldfish)
Lineage: Eukaryota; Metazoa; Chordata; Actinopteri; Cypriniformes; Cyprinidae
Product: signal transducer and activator of transcription 1-alpha/beta-like
Exons: 20
Coding region: 27-1910 (627 amino acids)
Biological process (GO): signal transduction; regulation of DNA-templated transcription
Molecular function (GO): DNA binding; DNA-binding transcription factor activity
Source: RefSeq, a predicted model, not a curated record
UGGGGCAUUGCCCUUCUGGGCCCACCAUGAUACUUAUCAUAACUUUCAUUUGCUGCGAAAACUUCCUGGUACAGCGAACCAAAAGGAAACUAAACAUCUACAACCUACAGGAGGAUCUUGUUCACAUGGCUAUGAACAUAUAUAACACCCAGGAGAAGGCACUUGUUUCUCAAGGUAAAACUCACUCAUUACAGGGAGGUAUGAUGGAAGAAGAAAAAGAGUUGGACAAAAAAACAAACAUCUUAAAGAAGAGUGUGCAGGAAACAGAACAGGACAUUCAGGUUUUGGAAGAUCUGCAGUACGAGUAUGACUCCAAGAGAAAGCCUUCAGAGGGUCAAAUCGAGUCUCAAACAAUGUGUCAUACAACAAAAGAGAGUCAACAUGAGGAAAUUGCCACUGGACAAAUGUUUACUGACCUACACAUAAAAAGAGAGAUGGUGAUGAAAGAAACUGCUUAUGCACUGACUCUAGCCGAGCAGAUCCAGCUCACACUCAUAUCAGAAGAGUUACCUGAGUGGAAGAAGAGACAGCAGAUGGCUUGCAUCGGCGGGCCACACAACACUUGUCUGAAGCAGCUGCAGAGCUGGUUCUCGGUUUUGGCAGAGUGUCUUCAACAGAUACGUCAGCAGCUGAAGAAAGUUCAUGAAUUGGUGCAGAAAUUCACCUACAACAACGACCCCCUCACACUGGGCAAGAGCCAGCUAGAUGACCAGGCCCUUGCACUCUUCAAAAACCUUGUAUUAAAUUCUCUUGUGGUGGAGGGACAGCCUUUUAUGCCAUUGUAUCGCCGGAGACCCUUGGUGAUAAGAAAAGGAGUUCAGUUCUGUGUAAAGAUCAGACUACUAGUCAAACUCCCUGAACUGAACUCUCAACCCAAGGUCAAAAUUUCUAUUGACAAAGGUUUUUCUGAGAUGGAUAAAGUGAAAGGAUGUACAAAAUUCUUUCUCUUAGGUACUGUUAACAAAGUUAUGACCUUGGAUGAAUCUAGUGGAUGUCUAGCUGCUGAUUUCCGUCAUCUGACUGCAAGGGAGAUGAGACCUAGCAACAGAAGUAAAGAGUUUUCACUCAAUAUGUUUGAGGAGCUGCACUUAAUCACCUGUGACACGCAGCUCAUUCUGCCUGAACUAUGCAUUGAUUUAUCGAUCACAUGUCUUCCUGUGGUGAUGUUGGUCAGAGGUUGGCAGCUGAGUGCCUGGGGCUCCAUCUUAUGGUACAACAUGCUCUGCAGUGAACCCCACAAUCUGUUGUUCUUCUUGAAUCCUCCACCUGUGAAAUGGGGGCAGCUUUCGAAGGUCUUAAGCUGGCAGUUUUCUUCUGCCACUAAACGAGCGCUGAACUCUGAGCAGCUGAGAACGCUGGCCGAUAAAGUUCUUGGUCGAGAAGCCCAAGGUAACCCGGAAGGACUCAUCCAUUGGAAUACAUUUUAUAAAGUGUCUGCCGAGUCUGGUGAUUCAUUCUGGCAGUGGAUAUACGAACAUCUGGACCUUACUGAAAAAUAUGUGUCCAACAUUUGGAAUGAUGGGUACAUUAUGGGGUUUUUGAGUAAGGAGAGUGAGAAGGCUUUAUUGAGUGAAAAACUCCCUGGCACUUUCCUUCUGCGCUUCAGUGAAAACUCUCGAUGUGGAGGAAUCAUCAUCACAUGGGUGGACCGUUCAAAGGAUGGUGGGGAACCUGUGGUGCAUUCAACAAACUCUUACACUAGAAGAGAUCUGAACAACAUCUCUUUACCGAACAUCAUCCGUGACUAUACCGUCACUGAUGGAGAGAAGGAUCCAGUGAAUCCUCUCGUCUACCUUUACCCAGACAUCCCACGAGACGUUGCCUUUGGUCGCUACUAUACCAGUGCAUCUGACAAUGUAGGAGGGAUAAAUGAAGACCAAAUCCAGGAUGGUACAACAGCAUGUCAAUGAAGACCACGGGUUGGAUGUGAUUGAACUUGAGCUGUCAGACUCUAGAGGAUUUAAGUUUUGAAAUGAGAAUGAGGGUAGAAAUGCAAAUGUGUUUGAUUCCCAGAUAACUUAUAAAAAUGUAUACUGGUAGUGUUGCUCAUGGUUAGUAUUAUAUUUUUAUGUAUAACUCAUCCUACACUGUUUCACUUUGAACAUGAUUUGUGCUGAUAGUUGAGAUUUUAGUGUCAUUACUUUUGAGUUUUGUUCCAGUCAGAAUUUCAGUGUUUUGUCCAUUGCAUGUAUAAUCUAUAAGUAAAAUUACACCCUUUUAAUUACUAA